AUGGAUGCCACCAGAUGGGAAUCGUCCCUCUCUUCAUCCCCACUCUCCCAUCUCCCCCCCAUCCCAUUCCAUCCCCCUUUCGCCCAUUCCAUCCCCCUCUCCCCCAUUCCAUCUCCCCCAUCUUCUCCAUUCCAUCUCCCCCAUCUUCUCCAUUCCAUCUCCCCCAUCUUCUCCAUUCCAUCUGCCCCAUCUUCUCCAUUCCAUCUCCCCCAUCUUCUCCAUUCCAUCUCCCCCAUCUUCUCCAUUCCAUCUCCCCCAUCUUCUCCAUUCCAUCUCCCCCAUCUUCUCCAUUCCAUCUCCCCCAUCUUCUCCAUUCCAUCUCCCCCAUCUUCUCCAUUCCAUCCCCCCCAUCUUCUCCAUUCCAUCUCCCCCAUCUUCUCCAUUCCAUCUCCCCCAUCUUCUCCAUUCCAUCUCCCCCAUCUUCUCCAGGAGCCCAGCCGAGUCCCACCAGGUGUCACCCUGCUGCUGCUAUCCUGGCAUCUGCUCACACUGCUGCUCCUGCAGCAUCUGAGACUGCAGCAGCCAGUGCGAGCCACCGGAAAAGCUGCUUACAACGUGAACAUGAAGGGAGCUAUAAGAUCCUGUCGUCCCAUACCUUCCUCCGCUCCACAGUCCUUGAGCUCGACUCUCCCCCGCCACACCUCAUGCGCCCCUCCUGCCGUCACUGCCACUAUCACCACAAUCACCCCCAUUGUCACCGACGCGAUUGCCACCAUUCCCAAUGCCGCUCGCAGACGAGCGAGCAGGAAGGCGGGGGAGCAGCGGCACACAGUAGCUCUCGUUGUGACGCGUCUCAGAACCCGCAAAGUGGAUCCCUCCUGCCCCUCCUCCCUCCUCAUCUCCGUUGACCUUCCACGAUCCCUCGCCUCCCUCCUCCUCUCCUCCCUCCCUCUCCUCAUCGGCUCGGCCCUCUCCCUCGCUCUCUGCACCUCCUCCUACCUCUUCUCUCACUCACUCUCCCACUCCUCCUCUCCCUCGCUCCACACUCUCCCUUCUCUCCUCUCUCUCAUCGCCUCCUCUCCUUGGCCUUCUUUCUCUAGCCCUGUUCCACGCUCCCUCCUCUCCUCGCUCAUAAUCUUCUCUCUCUUGCACUCCCUCUCUCACUCCUCUCACUUUUCACUCCCCCUCUCUCACUCCCAUCCUCUAGAAUUACCCCCCACACACUCAGGAUUCUCCACUCUCCAGGUUCAUUCUGCUGCUUCCUCUUCCUCUCACCCUCUCCCUCUCUACCACUCCCUCCUCUCUCCGCUCCUCCUCUUCCUCCCUUCCCUUCCAAGACUCUCUCCUUCACUCACCUCGUUUCUUCACACACUCACCUCCUCCCUUCACUCCUCCCUCCACUCCACCCUUCCCUCCUCUCUCCGCACCCUCCUUCCCUCUUCUCUCCAAAUCAACCCAAACCGACCACACCAUGCCACGUCAUUCUUACUUUUCCUUGCAUCAGCACGGUGCAUGCUGAGCUGUAUUUUCUCCACGCUGACAUCAGCACUCGUCUCAAUCCUCUUAGCAGUUGUAAUCGCAUCAGCAAUUCUCUGCCUCCUCGUUGCUUUGCUAAAAGUGACCCUUAGCAUCAUCUCCUGGUGUUGCCGCUCCCGGUUUGGUGUAUGGGAAGAUGAAGGCACAAACAUCCGCAUGGGGUAUUGGCCCGCACUCCUCUUCCUCUUCCCCCUCCUUCCGCUCGCCCUCUUCUCCCCUUUCCUCGCUCUCCUCUUGGCUGCUGUUGUUCAAAUCACACGGGCAUCUCAAGCCAAGUCAAGGACUUCCCUCUCAGUGGUAUCAGAGCUUCUUCUGGCCGAUGCCCUCCUGCUGCUUGUCACUGCCCUCUUCCACCUGCCUCCCUUCAUUGCUGUCCUACACGCCAAGGCAUCACUAUCCAUGGCCCCUUUCGAAGACAUCCUGCCCUCCAUAGCAUCACUACUGCUUAUAGUCACUCCACCACUCUGCUUCUCCCAGAACUCCCCCACCCUUCCUUUCAAGCCAGCAGUGUUGCAGCAAGUGGUGUUUUUUGUCUGCUAUCUGUGCGGGGUGGCAUCGUUUGUUUUUUCUCUGUACCUAGUUCCGCCUUUUUGUCUCAAUGUGGUUGCUGUAGUUGCUGUUUCGAGAUUCGUUAUGUACCUCCCCUGUUUGUAA
Messenger RNA from Closterium sp. NIES-65, 2130 nucleotides. The record is from the annotation of a GenBank genome assembly. NCBI's taxonomy places the organism in Eukaryota, Viridiplantae, Streptophyta, Zygnematophyceae, Desmidiales, Closteriaceae.